CCUCUUCGUUUGCCGUUGUUAAGGUGGACGACCGGACGCGUGUUUCUCGCUCUCACUAGUCUCUCUCUCUCUCUCCAGUCCAGGAGUAGAAGCAGCGGAGGCAUACCAGCACAGGUACACGCGGGAAGAAUAAGCGAAUCCUUUUCUUCUGAUGCUCAGCCAUGUUGGGUGUCUUGCGCGCCUCUCUGCGUAGCGGCGGCCGUCGCCACCUCCAGCCGUCUUCUUCUUUCUUCCUUGUCGAGCAUUUCUCUGCCGACCCCCACGCCCAUGGCCACCAAUCCACCGCACAGGAACCAUCAUCCUCCAGUGAGCAGGAGAAGCACCACGAAGCAGCAGGUGGUGAAAAGUCCAAAGAUGAGCACACAAGGGUCCUUCAAGCCGCUCUCCCUUAUGUCGUUAAACUUGGGUGGAGCGAAGCAGCAAUAAUUUCUGGUGCUCGAGAUGUUGGUUUGUCUCCUUCGAUCGUUGGAUCGUUUCCGAGGAAGGAGGCCGCUCUCGUUGAGUAUUUCAUGGAUGAAUGCCUGGAAAAGUUGAUCGAGAGAAUUCAGUUGGAGAAGGAACUAUCAAACUUGAUAAUUAGUGAGCGCAUUGCCAAACUUAUACGUAUACGGCUUGAAAUGCAGGCACCUUACAUAUCCAAGUGGCCUCAAGCGUUAAGCAUUCAGGCACAACCAAUGAAUAUUCCAACUAGUUUUAAACAGCGAGCUGUACUUGUGGAUGAAAUUUGGCAUGCUGCUGGCAAUGAGGAUUCAGAUAUUGAUUGGUAUGUAAAGCGUGCUGGACUAGGAGGAGUUUACUCCACAACCGAGUUAUAUAUGUUGACUGAUCAUUCCACAGAUUUUCGUGAUACCUGGAGGUUCUUAGAAGCUCGAGUAAAAGAUGCAAUUGACUUACGGAAGUCAGUGCAGGAGGUAGCAUAUCUUGCCGAAGCUGUAGGAGCCGGUAUUGGUAAUUCGUUUCAAGGAUUUGUCAAGAAAGUAAUGAAUCAGUGAGACCUAAUCUUCAGAAGAAAAGAACAUCUUUCUUUUUGCGUAUGCUAAAGUUGCAGACGGGUAGUUGAAUUGUUUCCUGGCUUAAACAAUAUGGGUCUUACCAUAGCAUGAUGUGAUAAUGAAGUAGUUGAAGUUUUCUUGUCUA
Nymphaea colorata (pocket water lily) is the source of this 1137-nucleotide messenger RNA. RefSeq lists its product as uncharacterized. Gene Ontology annotation, biological process: ubiquinone biosynthetic process. The transcript has 6 exons. Lineage: Eukaryota; Viridiplantae; Streptophyta; Magnoliopsida; Nymphaeales; Nymphaeaceae. Gene Ontology annotation, cellular component: mitochondrial inner membrane. The record is from RefSeq and is a predicted model, not a curated record. Gene Ontology annotation, molecular function: lipid binding. Bases 162 to 992 code for a protein of 276 amino acids.